This is a messenger RNA of Prunus persica (peach), 2154 nucleotides long. RefSeq names its product protein ABIL2. The record is from RefSeq and is a predicted model, not a curated record. The transcript is spliced from 11 exons. The coding region runs from base 1017 to 1997 and encodes 326 amino acids. Lineage: Eukaryota; Viridiplantae; Streptophyta; Magnoliopsida; Rosales; Rosaceae.
AGGGUAGAGCUUUUCAUGGGUUGGCCAAGAAACAGAAAAAAGGCUAGAGCUUUUGAUGGGAACUUCCACAAAGCCCAAAGCUUUCAAUGAUUCAAACCAUUUCUGAGAAGAAAGUGGAACCCAUGAACCCGCUCCUUCUCUACCACGGUACCAACACACCACCACAACAAAAACAAGCGGGAGGGAGGGAGACCCAACAAAGAGGCUCAACAACAUGAACCGGAAAAAAACAACAUUGCAAUUUCCAAUUUUUGGGUGUGGUCAGUGUUUGUGUUUAGAGACAGUGGGACCCAAUGAUACCAAGAAAUUUCUAAAAACAAAACCAAGGAAGUAGGACCCACUAAGUGGCUAAUGAUGAGGGAAAGGGAGGCCUAAAUUAAUCACCUGUUCUUCUUGCUACCAAAAGGAGAGACUUUUGCUCUCUUUAAAAAUCUUCUGAAAUCGAAGUGUGCCUCAGAUUCCUUGCCUACACACAGACGUGCUCGCCUUGAUGGAUGUCCCUCCAUGCCUCUCUCUCCCUCUUUCUCUCUCUUCGCAAGUCCUGUGCUUUUUUUCUAGUCCUCAUGGUAUUUGAAUCUCCCAAACUAGAGUUGUCGUUUUCUGUGCUUUAGUCAAAUCUUAUACCAAACCAUAUUGGUCACUGUCAACAAGUGGCCUGUCUAUUUAUUUUCUACUUUGCCCUUCUUCUUCACCAUUUAGGUUUCACAUACUCCUGCUUCGAAUUGGGAAGGCGGUUACUGGGUUUUGGACUUCUGGGUAGUUGCGCUUUCAGCUCCAGAAGAGCAUUCACUAAGGUUAAUGGUUAGCUUGCUUUCAAAUAUACCCCCUUAGACUUUUGUUACGCUGUUUGAGAGAGAACAAAAUGACCGGAGAAAAGAACAACUUUCAACUGAGCUAAUGCAACUGCUCAUGGUUGGUUGAGCAUUACCUAUUUGAACAAGAAAAGCAUGAAAACCAACGAUUAUCUCAACAAUAAAAGAGAGGCAUAAGGAAAUCUUAGUUCACUUUCCACGUUUAUGCUCAUGGGAACAAUGACUACAAGUAUGCCCGUCCCUCGAGUAGCAUCUAAUUUUGAUGAGGUAUCUAUGCAUCAGAGCUUGCUCUUCUCUGAUAGUCUCAAGGAUUUGAAGAAUUUGAGAACACAAUUAUAUUCAGCAGCAGAGUACUUUGAACUAUCAUACACAAAUGAUGACCAGAAACAUAUAGUGGUAGAAACAUUGAAGGAUUAUGCCAUUAAAGCUCUCGUGAAUACGGUGGACCAUUUGGGUUCUGUGACAUAUAAGGUUAAUGAUUUCUUUGAUGAAAAAGUGGAUGAAGUUUCCGGCACAGAAUUUCGGGUAUCUUGCAUUGAACAGAGGCUAAGGACAUGCCAAGAAUAUAUUGAUCAUGAGGGUCUUUCCCAACAGUCAUCAGUGAUAGAUACUCCGAAAUACCACAAGCGGUACAUCUUGCCAGUUGGUGAGACCAUGCGCGGUGCCAACAAAACUAAAUCCAAAUAUGAAGGUUGCAACCUGGAUGAUGAAGAUGAAUGGCAUCAAUUUCGGAAUGCUGUUCGUGCUACCAUUAGAGAAACCCCUCCACCUACAGUCAGCAAAGGGCGUUCUCCAUCUCCUUCACCACAACCUUCCCAGCGGCCUGGAGUUUUUUCUUUUACAUCUACCAUGCCCAAAAAGGAAUUAGAGAAGCGAACAGUUUCACCUCAUCGGUUUCCACUUUUACGGUCUGGAUCUCUUGCAAGUAGGCCAACGACCCCGAACAAAAGUCAGUCAACUACCCCAAACUCAAGUAGGCCUACCACUCCGAAUCCUUCUAAUGCAAGACGACGGUACCCUUCGGAGCCUCGUAAAUCAGCUUCAAUGCGAUUACAUGCUGAAAGGGAAAAUGGAAGAGAGGUUGAACAAUACCCCAGCAAAAGUAAACGCCUCCUCAAAGCCUUGCUUAGCCGGCGCAAGUCAAAGAAAGACGACAUGCUAUACACUUACUUGGACGAAUACUGAGAAUGGACAUUGGAAGCAGAAAAUUACUGCAUAGUUUUUCUUUCAGCUUCACCCUUUAUUUGAUUACCUUUUAUUUUUAUAAAGCAAUGUACGUUUGGAAAUCUUAUAAACAUUAUAUAUCAAAUGUUAUAUAUCAUUUCAGAAGUUUGCUGGGUAA